Molecule: messenger RNA, 1584 nt
Organism: Monoraphidium neglectum
Lineage: Eukaryota; Viridiplantae; Chlorophyta; Chlorophyceae; Sphaeropleales; Selenastraceae
Product: phosphodiesterase 1B, calmodulin-dependent
Exons: 11
Coding region: 1-1584 (527 amino acids)
Biological process (GO): signal transduction
Molecular function (GO): 3',5'-cyclic-nucleotide phosphodiesterase activity
Source: RefSeq, a predicted model, not a curated record
AUGGCCUCUAGGGAGACCUUGAGCCCGGAGGUCGUGCAGGUCUCGCUUGGGGCCUUGGAGCGGCUGCAGGCAUGCGGCGCGUUCCUGGAGCGGGAGCAGCACCCCAUCCGCGCCGUCAGGGACUGGUUGGCGACACGCGUGCUGCCGGCGCUGCUCGCCGCCCGCUCCCCAGCAAGGGGCUCGCCUGACGGCGCCACCGGCAAUGGCGGCAGCGGCGGCGGCAGCGGCGGCGGCGGCGGGCAGCAGCGGCCGCGGCAGGACGACGAGGAUCAGACUCAGGCGGAGUGGCUGCGGGAGGAGGAGCAGCAGCGGCAGAUUCGGCAGCAGCAGGGCUGGCGGCGGCGCGGCUCGCUGAGCCUGGCGCCCUCGGAGUCGCUGCCCUCGUCGCCGUCGCAGCAGCAGCAGCAGCAGCAGCAGCAGCAGCAGCAGCAGCAGCAGCAGCAGCAGCAGCUAUGGCCGCAGGAGGCGGAGGGCGAGGGGGACGACGGGGAGGAGCGGCCGCAGGACCCCCGGUUGGUGGAGCUUUUUGAGCUGCACCUGGGCUCCUGGGAUCGCUUUGACGUGUUUGAGGUGGCGCGGCUGUCUGGCGGCCAACCCCUGGAGGCGGUGUCCCUCGCGGCGCUGGAGCGGCUGGGGCUGAUGGACGGGCUGAGCAUCCCGCGCGACAAGAUGCGGCGAUACGUGCGGGCCAUCGAGCGCAUGUACCGCGGCGGCAACCCCUACCACUGCGCCACCCACGCGGCCGACGUCGUACAGACGGUGGCGUGCAUGCUGCUGGCUGACGGCCUGACUCAGCGGCUGACGCAGCUGGAGCUGCUGGCGGCUGUGCUGGCGGCCAUUGUCCACGACGUAGACCACAGGGGCGUGAACAAUGAGUUCCUCAUCCGCACGCGCGAUGACCUGGCGCUGACCUACAAUGACCUGAGCGUCAACGAGAGCCACCACCUGGCCACAGCAUUCAAGGUCAUGCGCAAGCCUGGCCACGACAUCCUGGCGCACCUGUCGCCGGAUGACUUUGCCUUUGUGAGGUCCCUGGUGGUCGACAUCGUCAAGGCCACGGACAUGCAGGAGCACCACCGCCUGGCGUCUGCCCUGAAGGACGACAUCCACGCCCUGGGGGCGGGGCUGGACCUCUGGGACGCAGUGGCGCGCGGCCACGCGGUGGCGCAGCUGAUGCACUGCGCCGACAUCAGCAACGCGGCCAAGCCGGCGCGGCUGAGCGUGGAGUGGGCUAAGCGCGUGACGGAGGAGUUUUGGCGCCAGGGUGACCUGGAGGCUGCCCUGGGCCUGCCAGUGCAGCCGCUGCUGGACCGCACCCGCCCCAACGUGCCCGCAUGCCAGGUGGCGUUCCUGCAGCUCUUUGUGAAGCCCUCCUUUGAGCUGCUCUCCCACAUCGCCCCCACCAGCUGCGCCGCGGCGCUGCGCCACUUUGAGGCAAACCUGACUCGCUGGCAGGCGCUCGCAAAGGCGGGCGAGCGCGGGUUCGGCCCCGACGCCGCCGAUGGCGCGGCCGAGGGGGCCCCUGCGCAGCAGCAAGAGCAGCAGCAGGAGCAGGGGCGGGAGCAGCGCCGGCCGGCGCGGUGA